AUGUGUACAGCCAAUUCUUCGUGCCAGAUGUCGAUCUGUGAUGGUGACCAGGUGUUUGAUUCUCAGAUGCCUACUUGCCAAUGUCAGGAAGGAACUAAAUGUCCCAUAGACAAGGGCACAGUUCCUGAGCAGACCGUUAUCAGACAUAUUGGAACGAAACAUGAUUCUCCCCUUCUUGUGCUAAAAUACUGCAAACCCCUUUACACGGAGAAGAUGCGAAUCUGCGAGAAAAACGAAGUGACCAUGAGCUUCCAAGGAUCGUCUCUCAUUUUGUCCAACGUAGCCAAUGUCUACUGCCGCUGUCCAGAACAUGGGCCGAUCUUCCUAUCUUCCUCAAUCACCAAAGGCGUCACUAAGAACGAAAACUAUACCUGCUUUAUGCCAACAUGUGACGUUUCGGACAUUAACCACUCGUGCAGUCGGGAGACCGUGAGGAAUAUCAUAAAUGUCCAACGCAACGACACCUGUCGAUGCCCAAAGAACCACACUUGCAAGCUGGCUCAAAAGACCUUGAGCACGAUUCGCCAGUUCCAGUGUCAGCCAGACUCCCAUUCGGUGUAG
This is a messenger RNA of Acanthosepion pharaonis, 561 nucleotides long. The record is from the annotation of a GenBank genome assembly. NCBI's taxonomy places the organism in Eukaryota, Metazoa, Mollusca, Cephalopoda, Sepiida, Sepiidae.